AUGCCAGAAAGUAUUCUUAGCGACGAACUGACUGCUUUCCCCGACGAAAGUGACGCCGAGGAAGCGAGAGAUGACGAGGCAAUGCCGGAUCUGUACUACUAUGUUGGAACGGACGGCCGAACGUACCAAGGCUACAUGCCAGGAGAGUAUCUGCUGCCGAACGACAGUGCCGAACAAGAUCGACUGGACUUCUCACACGAGAUUUACCGCCUCAUCCUGGAUAAUAAAUUGGCUGAGGCCCCAAUACGAUCACCGGAGUACGCUCUUGACAUCGGGACAGGAACAGGUAUAUGGGCUCUACAAUUUGCUGAAGAUAACCCAACUUGCCAUGUCAUCGGAACAGACUUAAGCUCCAUUCAACCUUUGUCUUGGAUGCCAAAUUGCCAAUUCGUCCAAGAGAACUCGGAGCUGCAGGAAUGGGUGUUCCCCAACAAGUUCGACUAUAUCCACCUACGCGGGACGAUAGCAUGUUUCAACGACGUGACAACAGUAAUGAGAAAGGCGUUCGAUGGCCUCGCGCUCGGCGGGUGGAUCGAGUUCCAGGAUGCCUGCUUCGAGAUACAAGGCCUUGAGAGCGGUAAAUUUCACGGCACGGCGAUGGAGCGCUGGAGCAGGCUCGUGCCAAAAGGAGCAGCGGCUCUUGGUCGCAACCUGGCGAAGGCUAAGCUAUACAAAACGCAGCUGGAAAAUGUGGGUUUUGUAGACGUGCAUGAGAGGGUUAUCCACGUCCCUGGUGGGCCCUGGCCCUCGGGGGACAAGGCGAAGCUUAUCGGUGUCUACACGGCCAAUGCGUUCCACACUGGCGUGGUGGAUAGCUUCAAGAACUUCCUCCUUGCUGCGGGCGAGAUGUCCUCUGCUGAGGUGGACAGUCUGACCACCCAGGUCAAGAAGGACAUCCGGGAUGCCAGUAUCAGAUGGUAUAUUCCAAUGUACGUCGUGUACGGAAGAAAACCGUAUAAUGGGGAGGCAGAAGAGUAA
This is a messenger RNA of Diaporthe citri, 978 nucleotides long. RefSeq lists its product as uncharacterized. Lineage: Eukaryota; Fungi; Ascomycota; Sordariomycetes; Diaporthales; Diaporthaceae. Bases 1 to 978 code for a protein of 325 amino acids. Gene Ontology annotation, molecular function: methyltransferase activity. The transcript has 8 exons. The record is from RefSeq and is a predicted model, not a curated record.